GCGUGCAUAUAUGCUCCCGCUCGUCGCGUGGCGAGAACAUAUAGAAGCUCGCCGCUCUGCGCAUGCUCUCUGGCUGUCGGCCGUCGCGGAUACCACUCACCACUGUACUCGUCUAAACGCUCCAGCACCGGGCUUCGUCGGCUCCCAAGGUCAACCAUGCACGCGCCGCUGCUGGUAAUAGCGGUUCUUUACACUAUCGCCCUGUCGCACUCAUCAGCUCAUGUCGAAUGGAGGGAUUUCAUGAGUUGCCUGCAACGGAGAUUCGGCCGGAGUUUCUUCCAGGAGCAACAUGCAGACUGCGCCGCCCGCAAGUUAUUCGUGAACUACAGGCGAUCGAUGUACUGCCAUAAUUGCAACGCCUACUUCCACUGCCAGGGCAACUACGAGGCAAUCUACGACUGUCAGCGCGACGGCCGUGCCCAGGAGGUGGCCGAGGCGUUCAGUGACUGCCGCGAGCAUUUGGAAGGCGCCGGCUCAGACAACCUCGUAUACAACGAGAUCGACUUGUACGGCCGCCAGGGAGGAAACUGCACGCAGGCCUACCUCGUCGAUAACCCCCGCUGCCACUACAUCCCCGCCACCGUGGUGUGCAACAACACGCGCAUCGAGCCAGAGUCCUUCGAAGAGGACGAGCCCUGAUCCACCUGAAUGAAUGAAUGAGUGAAUAAACCUUUAUUUGACACAGUGA
Messenger RNA from Dermacentor andersoni, 688 nucleotides. RefSeq lists its product as uncharacterized. The record is from RefSeq and is a predicted model, not a curated record. Lineage: Eukaryota; Metazoa; Arthropoda; Arachnida; Ixodida; Ixodidae.